Messenger RNA from Danio rerio (zebrafish), 1830 nucleotides. NCBI's taxonomy places the organism in Eukaryota, Metazoa, Chordata, Actinopteri, Cypriniformes, Danionidae. The record is from RefSeq and is a predicted model, not a curated record.
UCUGUUUCUGUAACUGAAGUUCUGGAGAAAGACUUUCAUUUUCAUUUGUAUUUCUACAUUUACAUCAUAGAAAUGAUUUGCAAUUCCACAUAAUUAAUUUCAGUUUUCAAACAUUUUCUAUUAUAAUUGUACAUUUAUUAUUGUUGUUUGUUUUGUGUGAUUGUCUUUUAUAUGUCUAAUUUACAGCAGUUUGUCUAUUUUGAACCUGUGGUUAAAGAGUUUUCUAAUAUUUCCCUGUUCAUUUCCUUUAUUUUAGAAAAUCCAGAGAAAAGGAGGAAAGGGAAUAAAGCCUCUGCUUUCUUCAAGAGAGCAUGGAAGGCUGUGAAGCGCCCUUUCCUUUGCUGUGGCCGGAACAGAGUGGCUCCAUUUGAACCACAGUCGGAUAUCGAUGAUUUCGAGCAUCUGCCUGUUCCAGGUCCUUCCAGGACCGUCGCAGCACAUGCAGACCUUGAGCCGGUGUGGCUGCCCGGCCAGGUCUGUGAAGACCCUCAGCCGUUGAGUGUUCCGGGCCCCUCCAGGAUCAAGCAAACAGCAGAUCCGGCCCGUCCUGAGUCCUCAACGGCCCUGACAGGUCAUGUUGAUACUGAGCUGGUGUGUCUGCCAGGCCAGAUCUGGGAAGAUCCUCAGCCAAUCAGUGUCCAUGGCCUCACCAAUAUUAAGAACAUGACGGAUGCAGAUUCGGCCUGUCCUGAGUCGCCUCCGUCUGUUCAAGACCCCUCUGAUAUUGAUGGGACUGAUGAAAAACCCAAAAAAGGAAGAAAAGGGAAAAGAGUCUCUGCUUUCUUCAAGAGAGUAUGGAAGGCUGCAACGCGCCCUUUCCUGUGCUGUGACACAGAUAUAGUCCAGCAUCUUACACCACAACCUGAACCUGAAACUGAGCCAGAGUCAGAGCCCGAGCCAGAGCUGGAGGAAGCUAACCCUGAGGCAGUAUGUCUGCCAGGCCAGGUUCCUGAGGAGCCUAAAGAGGCUUCUGGACCCCCUCGUGGUAAGUCAUCAUUUUCUUCUAUUUUCUUUGGAGCCGUGAUUGGAGAAGGAGCUUUUGGCCAGGUGUUUGUGGCAUCUCACAAACUUCGGAAAAGUGAAAAGGUUGCCCUGAAGUUUAUCAACAAGAAGGAAGACAACCAUUAUCUCGACAUUGAUGGUCAUUCCACACCUGUGCUUGCGGAAGUGGCAAUGAUGCUUAAGUUGAAGAAUGCUCCGCAAUGUCCAAACAUCAUCGGAUUACACGACUGGAUUGAGAAUGAGAACAACUUCAUUCUCAGUCUGGAGUACGCAGAGUCAUACCAGACCUUGGAUCAGUACAUCACAGAUACAUUGGACAUUGGUGAAAACCGAUCACGCCAGUUAAUGAGUCAGUUGAUCCAAGCUGUCAAGUUCUGCACUGAGCAUGGAGUUUUCCAUGGAGAUAUCCACACGGAGAACAUCAUGGUGACUCAACCCCAAUUACAGCUCAAAUUGAUCGACUUUGGUUGUGCUUGGCCAAUUAGCAGCGAGCCUUUCAAUAGCGAUCAAUAUCGAGGAGUUAUUUACUGCACGCCACCUGAGGUUUUCAGGGAUCCCACAUACCAUGCUGACCCGGUAAACGUCUGGACAAUUGGCAUCGUGCUGUAUGAAAUCUUGCAUGCAGAAUUGCCCUUUCGUGACGAAGAUUCAGUAAUGUUUGCAUCCGCUGAGAUACACCCCAGGUUAUCUCCAGCAUGCCAGGACCUGAUUUCCCAGUGUUUCAUCCGCUGUCCACUUGAGCGGCUGAAGUUACAUCAGUUAGAAGAGCACCAGUGGUUCAAUCUAACAACCCCAAAUCUAAUGGAGCUGUUAGACGCCAGGAUGUAG